AUGGCAUCCGCGGCCGUGUGCUUGGCCUGCCACCGCCAGAGUCCGUCGCUUCGCCUCUGCGGCCAGUGCAAGCUCGCGUACUUUUGCGAUGGCGUCUGCCAGCGCAAGAUAUGGAAGGCGCACAAGCCGGUCUGCCUCGCCGCGUCCAACCCGAGCGUCGACAUGCAGCGCACGGCGCACUGCGGCAACGGCCUCGUCGCCACCAAGGCCUUCCGCGCCGGCGACCUCAUCCUCGUCGAGAAAGCCCAGUUUGUGACCAAGCAAGAGCUCGCGCGCCAGAAUGCGCUGACGCAACUCGGGUACACGCUCACAGCGAGUAACGGCGACGACGUCUUGGCCUCCCAUGGCCCGAUCAUGUCGCUCAUCAACCACGCGUGUGUGCCCAACGCCCGCGUCAAGCGCGAGGCCGGGCCCUUCCGGAAGCUCUACGCGCGGCGCGACAUUGCAGCCGGCGACGAGAUCUGCACCAUGUACGACGCGACGGACGACAACGACGAGUGCGCGACGCCCGCCAUGCGCGCGGCGAAACGCGCGUCGUUGCUCGCGCGCUUUGGCCUCGCCUGCAAGUGCACGCAUUGCGUCCUCGACCAGUCGCUCGACGCGACAAGUGACGACGUCGAUUAA
Saprolegnia diclina VS20 is the source of this 624-nucleotide messenger RNA. RefSeq lists its product as hypothetical. The transcript has a single exon. Gene Ontology annotation, molecular function: protein binding. The record is from RefSeq and is a predicted model, not a curated record. NCBI's taxonomy places the organism in Eukaryota, Oomycota, Saprolegniomycetes, Saprolegniales, Saprolegniaceae. Bases 1 to 624 code for a protein of 207 amino acids.